Lottia gigantea (owl limpet) is the source of this 786-nucleotide messenger RNA. RefSeq lists its product as hypothetical. Lineage: Eukaryota; Metazoa; Mollusca; Gastropoda; Lottiidae. The transcript has a single exon. Gene Ontology annotation, biological process: 7-methylguanosine cap hypermethylation; 7-methylguanosine RNA capping. The record is from RefSeq and is a predicted model, not a curated record. Gene Ontology annotation, cellular component: nucleus. Gene Ontology annotation, molecular function: RNA cap trimethylguanosine synthase activity. Bases 1 to 786 code for a protein of 261 amino acids.
AUGUCAGAAAAUGUUGAUGUCAAAUUAGAUAAUACUGAGAACUCUGAAUUGAAUACUGAGGAUAACGUAUUACCCGAAGGGACUUCAAAUCAAAAGAAAAAAGGCAAGAAGAAGAAAAGAAAAGGUAGAUUAAUCCAACCGCCUGCUGAUAUACAAGAUGAUAAAGAACUGUGUAAAUAUUGGUAUCAACGUUAUCGUCUAUUCUCUAGAUUUGAUGAAGGAAUACAACUAGAUAGAGAAAGUUGGUUUUCUGUGACACCAGAAAAGAUCAGUGAACAUAUCGCAGAACGGUGCCAAUGUGACGUGAUAGUGGAUGGGUUUUGUGGUGCGGGGGGCAAUACAAUACAAUUUGCAUUAUAUUGUGAGAGAGUUAUAGCUAUUGAUAUAGAUCCUGUUAAAAUAGAGCUAGCUCGUAAUAACGCUAAAGUUUAUGGUGUAGAAGACAGAAUUGAAUUUAUAGUGGGGGAUUUCUAUAAGGUAAUGCCAUCUUUACAAGCUGAUGUUGUGUUUUUAAGUCCACCAUGGGGUGGUCCAGAAUAUUUGAACAAUAAGAACUAUGAUUUAAACAAUAUGGCAUGUUUAAAUGCAUUUGACAUUUUCAAAAUAAGUCAAAAAAUUACCCAAAACAUUGCUUUUUUUGUACCAAGAAAUACUAAUAUAGAUCAAUUGACAGUUUUAGCAGGGUCUGGUGGUAAGGUUGAAAUAGAACAAAAUAUUCUUAAUUCCAAGUUGAAAACAAUUACUGCUUAUUAUGGUGAUCUAUGUCUUGAUGGAGAAACUCAGUGA